Messenger RNA from Gopherus evgoodei (Goodes thornscrub tortoise), 6900 nucleotides. Its product is annotated as ubiquitin carboxyl-terminal hydrolase CYLD-like. Lineage: Eukaryota; Metazoa; Chordata; Testudines; Testudinidae. The record is from RefSeq and is a predicted model, not a curated record. Bases 1119 to 3488 code for a protein of 789 amino acids. Gene Ontology annotation, cellular component: cytosol. Gene Ontology annotation, biological process: protein K63-linked deubiquitination. Gene Ontology annotation, molecular function: K63-linked deubiquitinase activity; cysteine-type deubiquitinase activity. The transcript has 15 exons.
CUUCUGAAAGGUUGCUGACCCCUGCUAUACAGUCAGACUUACUAUUUUCCCCAUGGAGAGAGAACUUUAAAAAAAAAAAAAAACUGUUAUAAAACUAUCGUUAGUCAGGGAGAAUUGGCAAGUGCAGCACCAGAAACUGCUUUUACUUCACUUUUUAAGUCUGGCUGGAUUUCAUGUUGGUGUCCCUUUAGCCAGGUUAUAAAACUCGGUGAGAUUUUGGUGUUGUGUUAAUUUGAAAUAAAAGAAAGUACCUUUGUAUGUGACCUGUGAUUUUUCUUGUUAAUGUAACAAGGUGAUUGGUCUCCAGAUCUUUAAAAUGCAGAGUCCCUGACUAAGACUACAUGCAUCACAGACUCGGGGCACCUCAUACACCCACAAAGCAUCGCUGUGACUAUAAUGAUACCAGACUGCUUUGGAAGUGUACUUACGUAGAAUAUUUGGGUGAAUGCCUCUGUGUUACCACCUAGAGAGAGAGAGAGUGCUCCCAGUCUUGGAUGAGACCUUUGGUGGCCAGCCCUGGUUACCUGUACAGUGUUCAUUGGCUUCCUAUAUUUAGUGGCAAGGUUAACCACACUGGCAGGCUUGGGCAGGAUCUGGCAGUACAACUGUCUCACCAGGCAUGGAUUGUUCAUUGGAUAUAAUACCUGUUCAGGUGUCCUGGCCGCCAUCAGCACCAGAGGAGCAUUGUCUAGUAGCCAGAUGUUUUGGGUAUUGACCAGGGCUAUUGCACAGAAUCCCCCAGCCCUUCCUCCCUGGUUACUUGUGGCUCUGUGGGGUUUUCAGCCAGGGCAUUAAUGUCUAGAUUUGCCACACUACAAAUGAUGAUUUUUAACCCUUUUGAAGACGAACCCGAUACCUGGUCACCUUCCAGGUUCUGUAUAGCUCUGCCCCUUUCUACUUUGCGUAGCCUCCCCUUCCCUGUCCUGACUCCUCCAACGUGUUCACUCUAGUCUGCCUAUAUGUCAGUCUCUCAAACAAUCACCUUCUUCCACAGUCCCCUCCCCCCCCCCCCCAGCGAGUUUUCACUUCCCUGAACUCAUUUGCAAGACUCCUACCCUGGCUAGACAGCCUGUAUGGAUAUUGUAUAGAAAAUCCAGGUAGACGGAGUGGAAGCAAAGAUGACUACAGCAGUUGUACCAGGCAGCCCUCUGCCUUCACAAGGGGACGGAAACGUUUAUUACAUCUUGACAGAUGAUUUUGCCUAUGGCAGCAAGCUCUUUCCCUCCGGGAGCAUGUGCUUCCUCAAAGAGAGGCUGUAUCUGCGCAGUAUCGCCUGUGGCACGACUUCCACUCGCUGCAUGAGGGUCACCAUGCUGGAUGACCAUUCUAUAGCCACUGUUGAGGCAGAAAUUCUUCAACCUGUGAAUGAGGAGGAAGCUGUUUUCCUUCUGGCCAUCAACAACCUCAAUGAGCGUCUGAACUGUUUCCUGGACCGCUGUAGCCUUGAAGUAGCAGUGAAGGCUACAGUGGGCCAACAGGUGAUAGUGGAUCUCAGCCAACAUCUGUUCACUGGUACCAUCCGCUAUAUUGGGAAGAUCAGCAAGAGCCCUUUGUCCUCCCCACUCUGUCCAUCCUACUUUGGGGUGGAGUUACAGGGUGAUGGUGAAGGCAAAGGCCACAGUGAUGGCACCUAUAACGGCUCUGAGUAUUUCAAGUGUAAGCAGAACUGUGGACUCUUUCUGCCGCUUAACAAAAUCCAGUUUAUCCCAGCGCUGGGCAGUGAUCCAGUGAGAGAGGAGCCCAAACCGGAUGUGGACGAGGUUGUUCCUGUAAAAGCCGGGGACACAAUUGGCUUCUACCUGGAUGACAUCUUCAGACAAGGCAUAGCUAUGGACGUGUACAAGGAGGGACCUCAGUGGUUUGUUAAAGUUUGCCCGGAAGAAGAGGGCCCAACAGAUGUUUUCAGAGAUAUCCCUAUGGACUCUGUUGUGAAGGAAGGGCUUCUCUCUCCAGUAUUUGAGCCAGACAUGGCCCCGGGAUCUCAGAGACAACUGAAGCGAGAGAGAAGCGGAAGCGGGGAGGAAUUGGAAAGUGAAAAACAGUCCCUGGAUGUGAACUCAAUGGUACAGAUCACCUUAGGCAAGGGGAAUCCAGUCUCUGGAAUCAUCCGCUGGUUGGGGUACCUGCCCAGUAUUGAGCCCAAAAUGGCAGGAGUUGAAUUAGAUGAAGAGAAGGGGGUCACAGAUGGCGAAUGGCUAGGCACACGCUACUUCCACUGCCCCCCGAAGCGUGGCCUCUUUGUUAAGCUUCAGUCAUGCCAGCCUGACAUACGCUUCCAGUGUGUGAGCAGUGGCCUCCUGGACCCCAGGACUUGCAGUAGGAUGGAUAGUCCUAAGGUUCUGGCUAAUUUUCCUCCUCUCAGGAAUGGCACAGCUGUGCGUGUUUUACAGGGGCGCAUGAGAGGGAUUCAAGGCCACUGCAACUCCUGCUACAUGGAUGCUGCCCUUUUCAGCCUCUUCUCCUGUACCUCUGUUUUGGACUCCAUGCUCUUCAAGCCCUCCCUCCCACCUGACGGGCACGUCCAGAAGAUCCUCCGGGAUGAGAUUGUGAAUCCCCUCCGACGGAAUGGCUUUGUUCAUGCUAAUAGCGUGAUGCAGCUAAGGCAGCAGUUGACGGAGAAGGGCCAGUGUUCGAGCUUUGCCACGUCUGAGAAAGACCCCGAGGAGUUUCUCAAUCUCAUCAUGCAUCAUAUCCUGGGAAUAGAGCCACUACUGAAACUGCAGUCUGGAGGCCAGAAGGAGCAAGAGUGUUACUGUUACCAGAUAUUCAUAGACAAGCAAGAGGGGCUGGUCGUGCCAAACGUGCAACAGCUAGUGGAACAUUCCUUUCUGUCUUCCAAUCUCAAGCUAGUGGAGAUCCCCUCUUGUUUCAUUAUCCAAAUGCCACGGUUCGGGAAGGAAUAUAAAAUGUUCAGCAAAAUCAUUCCUUCCCUGGAGCUGGACAUCACUGACCUGCUGCUCGACAGUCCCCGGGAGUGUUUUGUGUGCGGGGACGUAGCCACCGAGGAGUGUUCCGAGUGCUUCAAAGACAAGAUGUUUGCAGUUACGGGGAUGAAGCAGUACUGCAAGUCCUGCUGCAGACAGGCUCAUUCUCACUACCAGCGCAAAGCACACAGGCCAACAAAACUGCAUGUCCCUGAGGAGUUUCAGAGCAGGAGCCACAUGGACAGCCCCCGAAUCCCACGGGAGAGGAUGGAGCUCUUUGCAGUGCUCUGCAUAGAGACCAGUCACUAUGUCUCCUUUGUGAAGUACGGGCCAGAGAAAGAGAACUGGCUGUUCUUCGACAGCAUGGCUGACAGGCACGGUGAUGAGAAUGGCUUCAACAUUCCCAUCGUAACGCUGUGCCCUGAAGUUGCCAAGUACUUGCAGUUGCCAGUGGCAGCGCUGGCUAUGGAGCAGCCCCGGGACAUGGAAGGCGUGGCCAAACGCCUCUUCUGUGACGCGUACAUGUACAUGUACCAGAGCAAGAAGAUGGCACUUUACAAAUGACCCCAGCCUGGGCUGGGAGAGACCCUGCUGCUCCUGUGCAGAGCCAUGAGACACUGGAAAUGGGGGCUUGUUCAAACCAGACAGUAGCUACCUGCAGCUGCUAAUUGAGAAAACCCAGCCAGAGUCCAGGUCAAGUGACCUUUUCAGCUUUGCCUCUGCUUAACCCUUCCAAAAUUGAGUGUCAGACUAUUGAUAAGAGCAGCAUUCGGUGGUGGAAAGCCUGUGGCCGGCAUUAGCCGAAGGACGGUUUGGACCUUCUGCAAAUCGAGACUCAGAACCAGUUUACACUUUUACAUAUCCUGAGUAAGAGAACUUCACCUUCAUCCCAUUCCCCUGUCCACACCCCAGAUUUCCAUCCUUCCUUCUCCAGACCCUCUCUAUGGCUCUGGGCUCACCGGAACCCCUCCAGCUUUUCUUUCUCUCAAUUAACUAUUCCCCAAAGCUCAGGAAUCAAGAAGCCCAAGUCAAGGCAUGGGCUGUGACUCUCCAAUUUUCAACACAGCACAAGAGAACUGCACUAGACUUCUGGGUGACAUCUCAGCUCAUCAGCUUCCUGAAUGUAAAUGCAAAAGCGCCUUCUAGAUGGUCAGGAAUCAAACCUCUCAGGAAGGGAGUUUUGCGUAGAUCUUCACUAAAUUCUGGGGUAUGUGACACUGAUCCUGGGGUCCCAGUAAUGGGCCGUUCUGAACCUCCCCGUUCCCUGGACGCAGAUGUGCACUCCCUUAUUUAGAGCUCCCUUGUGUUCCUUUACUCGCCCUGUUCAGCACUAAUUUCUCUGACACUCUGGUUAACAUCAGUAGCACUUUCUGGAAGUUGGAAGUCCCCUCUUUUUAGACAUGACAUUUGGCUCAAGACUUGAAGCUUUGUCUCACUGUUUCAAGCCGCACUUUGAACAAAAAUAUAAUUUUAAGAAUAAAACGGGGGCAGAUACAGCCAAAACCAGCACAGGAAUGUCCUUCCCCAAAGGCUGUGAGAUUGCUCGGAGCGUGUGGCUUUCUUGCUGUAGCUCAUCAUUUUAAAGCUCUGGUUUCCUGAGGCGCAUGUGGAACAGCGAUAACCAAACAAACUUCCCAGAAAAAAAUGCUUUUUAAAAAUGAACCUGUUCAGGUUUUCCACCCAUAACAGGACUAAAGAGGAGGGUAUGUCUAGGGGGAGUUAUUGGCCUUCAGCUUUUUUAAAACAGCGAAGUUAACCUUUGCAAAUUUGGUACUGAACCUGCUGCAAAGUUUCUGUUCUCCUAAUGCUGGUAGGAGGCCCUAGGAGAGUUAUGGACCAGGUGGCCCAAAUGUCACCCAACCAAAGUCUACAUGGACAACUUGUCAAGAAGCUGAGGGGUGUCCAGAAUGGGUGUAGAACAGGUAGCUGAUUGCAGCUGUCCUCUUUUAUACAUGGGGUGUGGCAGCAGCAACUCACAGCAUGUAACACGGUCUUGAUCUGAGUGACCUGUCUGUGUGGGUCAAGCUGGAACAUUGUGUCAUCUCUAUGGGCUGCCCCUUUCCAGUACAGAUGAGAGAAAUCAUGGUGCAUAGCAUAACUGGCUGCAUUUAGCCCAUCUUUGGCCACUCUGUUAUUAACCAGUUCCGUGUUAUAACAGCCUGUUGAGUUAAUAGGCCAGUUUGAAACACGGUGUUCUGGUUCUAUAUGGUUUCAGCUGUCGGGAAAAUUAUCCACAUAAUGAGCUUGGAUUUGCCAAAAGGCCUGAAGAACGAGAACAAAUGCUGUUAUCUUAGCUGGCUUUCCAAACACGCACAGAAACCAGAAAACUCAGAGUGCAGCUGAUGCCCUUGUCGACUCAAAAGCAUCAUCCUUGGGGGCUGAUCCUGACCGGUGCUGGGCACCUAUAAUUCCCAUUUCCUUGGGACUUGUGGGUUUUCUUCUUCUUCGCCUGCUGUUUAAAUCCAUGUUAGAUCCUGUGUAUGCACUGUGCCUGGGAGCGAAGCUUUUGCAGUUUCUAAGGUAACAGUAAUAGUAUUAGUUUAGUGUUGUAUGACACAUGGGCUCCAGGAGUACAAGAGGUUUGAAAGCCUCCAGCAGAUCCCAGCCCCACAUAUCUUCUCCCAUAUAGCUGGUUUCACUUAACAUAUCAGGUACUUGUUCUCCAGGUGCCCUGUGCUUCUCUUGCCUCUUACCUGGUCUUGUAUGAACCUCAAGAUCCUCCAGUCACUCCCAGCUCCACCACAGCUAAUUCGGUGCUUCUGUCUGAGGAAGUCAGGAGAGCUUUGGGCCACAGGACUCCCUCAGCAAUGGGAUUCCUUUAGCCAGCCCACCUCCUCACUUUUAUCCUUCUUCCUCAUUACAGUUAUGUCUCUGGCAGGAAGAUCAAACUUCCUUGAAGUGUUGGUUGCUGGGUUCUGCCACUCUCUAAUGCGAACUGACCUGCUGAUCUUGCCAUGACUAAUGCCCUGUUUACUAUAGAGCAGUAGAAACCUCUUUCCCCGCUCUCUUUCAAAGCCAUGAUUAGCUCUUCAGGCCCAAGUUGGUUUUCUCCGUAUGAUGUCUCUUUAUAGCUCUGACCUCUUUUCUCAGGUAUCGCAUGGGCUGGGGAUCUGUUUCUCAAGGAGCCAUCCUAUGGUUUCUUAGGGUGUGAAUUAGCUCUUCUGGGAUUUUACAGUGUAAAUGGUGACUAUCAGAUUUUUACUUUGGAUAUUUAUAUGAUUUGUUUCUCUUUUUAUAUUUCUAAGCACAAGACACCUUUUUUUUAAUUGUCAGAAGCGCUGCCUUUUUGACAUGACAUAGCUUCUGCACAGGGGACAGAGCAAGCCAUGCUUUCUAAAAGAGCUGAUCCAGGGCACAUCCCUGAGCUCUGUAGGGUUUCCACUGUUUCCUCCCCCCACCCCCAAUACUGCAAAAAUACCAAAGCAUCUUUCAGCACUUUUGAAAUGAAUUUCUCUGAUCAGGACAAUAGUGGGAUGCACAAAUCCAGUUCGAUUUCCCUGCAUUCAUCGUGCAUUAGGAGUGUCCAUCAGUAAGUCUAUGCCGUAUCUUAAAGCUAGAGGUCUUAGUGCCAAAACAAGUGGAAGCCACUCAUUUUUGCCUGUUGAUGCUGCAUUGUUUGUGACGUGUGUCACUAGUUUGUAAUGCUGGGAAAAUCCAGACUCCGGAUAUCAGAUUGACCUCACUUGGAGUAACCCAGUCACUGCUCUGAUGCUUGAUAAGUCAGACAGGAAUAAUGUGCAUUAGCCUCUCUCAGUGCUUCCUCUGUAGUAUAUUGCUUGGUUGAUGUUUUCUGUACUGUUUAAACCUCGGUAUAUUCUACAGAUUUGUUUCUGUUCUUUGUUUCAUGCAUAAGUCUCUUUUUAGUGGUUUCUGUAACUUUGCCUUAAACUGAUUUGGGGAGGAGACUACAUGGUCUGAUUUUUUUCCAGGCAAUGCAAUUAAUUAUACCCGUUCAAUUUGAAUGUCUUCUAAUAGA